This is a messenger RNA of Nymphaea colorata (pocket water lily), 5615 nucleotides long. RefSeq lists its product as uncharacterized. Gene Ontology annotation, molecular function: metal ion binding. Lineage: Eukaryota; Viridiplantae; Streptophyta; Magnoliopsida; Nymphaeales; Nymphaeaceae. Bases 58 to 5427 code for a protein of 1789 amino acids. The transcript is spliced from 12 exons. The record is from RefSeq and is a predicted model, not a curated record. Gene Ontology annotation, cellular component: exosome (RNase complex); nucleus.
UGCGAAGCGAAGGAAGAGUCCAAGUGUGGAGGGGAAGGUGAAAGGGCAGGGGGGGCGAUGUCUUCGGAGAUCGAAGAACUCCGGGCCAGAGUGAUCGCGUCCAUGGCGUCUUCCGGAAACCCUAAGUCCAGAGACAAGAGGAACCUAGAGAACGUGAGGGAAGAAGGAGAGCUCUCUUCUUCUUCUUCGGAAGAGAAGGAAAAUAAUCAGAAUUCGACCGAGCUGGCAUCUGCAUCCCCCUCGGUGUCGGUCGAGCCUGUCGCGGUUGCAGUUCCUAAGGCUAACUCGGCCAGCGUAUCUACUCGGAAUGUUGUUGGCCCACGUAGGCCCGCUUCAUCUAGAGGAAAAUAUGUUCCCGGUGACCUGCACAAGCGAACAUCCAUCAGUAGAGCUCCGCCACAAAGUUAUCAAUGGCGCUCUGAGUCAAGUCAGAUUCCAUCUAGGUCAACCUUUCAUAGAAAUCAUGGCAGGCGUAUGACAUCAAAUGAUAAUGAUAAUCUAGUGAUAAGAUUUUCUGACAAUGACAGUGGAAGUGACUCUGAGGAGAUCCAAAAUAGUGAUAAGACUAAACCAUUUCAAAGUGACCAGAUUAAGCAACGGGCAGUGCAUCAGGUUAAAUCAUCCACAUCACAUCAAAGGAGGGUUCCUAAUAUGGCUGCUUCAGCCUUAACAAGAGCCCAUGCAGCCAACUCUAAAGGACUGAGAAGUUCUGUUGAGGGGGCAUCUCAGUCUCAAGGACAUGGUGUAUCUAACAUGGUUUCUGCAAGCCCAGAAUGCAUUUCGGAUGAUAAGAAGUCAAAUAACAAUGAGUUGGAAACCUUAAGACAGAGAAUUGCUACAAGAGAAAGUGAACUAAAACAACGCAGUUUUGGGUCAAAAACAAUGGAAAAAGUGUCAACUGAUGAGGAUCCUUGUGUAGUUAAGGCUGAUAUGCAUGAACAAAUGAAUAGUGGAUCAUUGGUAGUUGAAGGCAGAAGGUCGAUUCUUAAAACACAAGAGAACAGGCAGGCAGGGUAUAAGCAGUCUGAGAGUUCCAUUCAAUCUGAUGGACCAAAACGCAUGUUAAUGUCUGCUACGACACCUAUAUUGAGAUAUGAAAGGCAAGAACAGGAUAGUAAUCCUUUAAGGGGUACAGGAUUGGUUGCAAGUAGUGAAUGUGGCAACGGUAACAUAGAUUAUAGAAACAAGAGAAGUGCUUCUUCUGAUACCGCCAAUGGUGGAAGGCAAGGAGGCAAGGAUAAGCAGGAGAGGCAUGACAUCUGCAGCAGUUUCUAUUCUGAGCCUGUCGCUCAUGCUACAAAGAAACCUAAGCUACAUUUUCAGACAAAUAAUGCUUUCUGCUCUUCUAUGAUCAAAUCUACUGCAGAAGUUGGAAUGGCGUCUGCAGUGAAUAACUCCACCCUUAUUAAUCUGACUAAAGGUAUACCUGGUGGCAAAAAUCCUCAAGAUACGCCUCAAGAUAUUUUAACUCAAUCUGCCGCUCAUGUUGACAACAAGCUUGCGACUUGUGAUGUUCAACAUGGAGAUUCAGGACAAGUAUGUAUGGACUUCCAAACUUUGAUGGAGAUUGAGGAGUGGCAAGACAAAGAAUUGGAAGAAGCACAGGAGCUGAGGAGAAGAUGUGAGAUGGAAGAAAGAUAUGCUUUGAGAGCAUACCGUAAAGCACAAAGGGCAUUGAUGGAUGCAAAUGAAAGAUGUGCUUAUCUCUACCAGAGAAGAGAAUUAUUAUCAGCUCAGCUUCAAGCUUCUCUGAUGGAGGGUCAUUCACUGUUGUCUUCUGGUUGGCAUAAACAGAAAAGUGUGAAUGUGAAGCUUCCAGGUGGUGGCUUAAAUAUAUUUCCCUAUCUAUGCGCUCAAACACAAGCUGACUAUGAGGCUUUGGCUGUCACAAAGUCAAAUAAUCAAUCUGUGGCCAAUCACGAUUUAUUGGCUAAUCAGAAAAAGAUAGGUCAUGAUGCAGGUUUUAGCCCAUCCAGUUGCCCAGAUGGUGAUCCUCCAGGUCGGUUACAUGCAGCCACUUGUGCUGUGAAGGGAACUAACACACAGUCUAAUCAUGAUGCUGUCCAUACACAGUCAGAUAAUAUAUGCACAUCUUUAGAUGAAGAUGAACAAAUGUUUCCAGCUGAUGGUCAAGGUGCUUCAUAUAUACUGAACUGUGACGAAGGGAACAAGCUUGAGGUAGGGCCAGCAAAUGAGGAUGGAAAAGAACCUCAGCAAAUUUACAACUUGGAUGACUCUUUAUCAAAUCCGAUUCAGGAUGCUCUUCUUGAAGCGUCUCUGAGGUCUAAAUUAUUCUCUAGACUACAGAUUGGGCCUGCUUCUACAAACAGUAUUUCUGAUUUUGAGAAUUUUGAUGGUGGAAACAAUGGGACUGCUCGUAAUAGCUUUAUACAGGCGUCAUUCUCUAACCAAUCACUUCCAGAGACAGCACAAAAUGGAAGUGCAGGUAUCAGAGAUAUUGAUCAUCAUCCACAAGGGCUUCUUGGAAACACUGUUGAGCAUCAAUCCCAACUUGAAAUUCAUUCUGAUGAUGGUGCAGGCCUGCAUGAUGUUGAUCCUUCACCUAUAAGGUAUAACGAUUCUGAAGAGUGCUGCUCUUCACUGGGUGAAUCUGGCAGAUCCCCUUUUACCAUGGGUAGCUAUGUGGCUUCAGCUGCACUCAAUGUUGUUUGUAGAGUUAAAGUUCUUCCACUAUCCAAGAUUAGUUAUGCAUCAUCCAGUGGUGUAAUUCAGACAGAAUCAACCGCUAAAGGUAUGCAUGACAAGGGCUUAAAAUCUAGGUGUUCUGAGAAUCUGCUGGAUAUUUUCAGUAUAGACAUGACAAAUAAGGGCAUUGGUGGUGGAAAAGUGGUAAAGCUUGAUACUGAAGAUUGCAAUCUCGAAAUUGAUCCCUUCUGGCCAUUUUGCAUGUUUGAGUUACGGGGGAAGUGCAACAAUGGACAAUGCCCAUAUCAGCAUGUGAGACACUAUGCACGGAAAAAUCAAGUUCUCUCUGGAGCUUCUGACGAAAAGGUUAACCACAUAUCAAGUCAAAGGGACAGCUUGGCUUCUCAGGGAACUUUUCCUGAUUUUCAUACUAAUGUCAUGCCGAUUCCAAUUUACUUAAUUGGUGGUGAAAUCAUAAAAACUGACAAAUCUUCACUGAGACAUGUCUUGGCUCAGAAGAUUUGGCACUACUGGCAAUCAUCCUUCUGUAGCUCCUUCUCUAUUCCUUUUCCUGUUCAUAGAAUUUUACCACCAGACGUGCUGUCCUUGCAUUACAGAGGUGAUGUUGAUGAUGAUGGCAGCAGAAACUGGCUAUCCCUGUAUAUGAAUCAGAGUCAAGAUUACAUGAUGGAGAGGGUAUUAAAUGCGGAUGCCUACCGACUUGAUGGGGAACUUCCCAGCUUUGAGAUGCAAGAAAAGAGGAACAGGAGCAGGAAGGGCAGUCUUUUAACAUCUUCUAUAAGCAAGUUCUUGAUGGCUUGGCUGAUCCUGAAAGAUCCUUGGAGAUCGCCCUUGAUCUAUUUGGCAGGAAAAGCAAUAUAUUGGAGGGAAAGAAAAAGAUCUCUUGAAGCUAAUCCAAGAUCAGUUGCAUUGUGGGUGGUUUAUUUGCACAUUUUCUACAAGUCAGAGAAGUCUAUUGGAAAUGAUGACAUGUUUCUUCAUGCUGUGCGUCAAAAUGAAUAUUCUUAUGAGCUCUGGCUGAUGUUCAUAAACAGCAGGAUCAGUCUUAGUGAAAGAUUAGAGGCAUAUGAUUCUGCACUCUUGAAAUUGUGCCAUUUGGUACACACUGAUAAACGGGAGAGGAAAUAUAUGAGUGGAUGUAUUUUGGACCUGUUCUUGCAGUCUGUAAACACUUUAUGUAUAUCAGGAUAUAAAGAAAGUGCAAUGUCUAGAAUUGAUGAACUUUACAGACCAAAGCCCGAAAAGUGCAGGCAUGUGCCAAUUUUUGAGAUUAUGCCAUGCUUAGUGAUGUCAGACAGGUGCAUCUUGUGGGUGUCCUGCAUAUACUUGGUUGUCUAUGGUAGACUCCCAGAUGCUGUAGUAGGAUGCUUUGAGUUUGAUAAAGAACUACCCUUUGGGAUAGAAUGGCCUUCUGUCCAGUUGAUUGAAAACGACAAAAACAACGCAUUGCAACUGAUAAAUUUGGCGAUAGAUAAAACACAGAUGUCUCCUGAGAGUGAAUUACACAAUGAAGAGGAAUCCCAGAUCAAAUCUAGACAGGCUUUAGCUGUCAAUCACAUCAAGUGCAUGGCGGCACUUAAAGGAGUUGAAUGUGUUUCUAAAUUGAUAGAUGAUUACAGGAAACUGUAUCCAUCCUGCAUUGAACUUCUAAUGUUGUCCGUUGACACGAGGAAGCAUCACUGUGAGGGUAAUGUUGAUUUGUCUCUGUUAGAAGAUUCCGUGAAUAAUUGGCCAAAAGGUUUUCCCGGCAUUGAGAUUGUCUGGAACCAAUACUUUGGGUAUGCUCUAGCAAAGAAUGGACAAGCAUUUGUGAAAGAUUUAAUGGCAGCCAACUGGUUUCAAACUGCAUGGCGACUUCAAAAUUCUGAUACAUCCUUCAACCAAGAAGCCACUCAGAAUGAUGAAAAUGUUCUAUUUGAUCCAUGUGUUCCAGCUUCCAUGACCUGCUCAUAUAGUAAUCUAAAAGACAAAGCGUAUGCGCUGCUUAAUCUUGCCUUAUAUAAACUAUUAUAUGGUGAUAAGGAUGGAGCUCAAUCAGCAAUGGAUAAAGCAGUAAUGGUUGCUUCUGCAGAGGAUUUCAACCAUUUGGUGGUAGAGCAUGCAGCCUUCUCCCUCUCCAAUGCGUCAGACUUGAUCAGGGAAUUCCCCGAUGGCAAAUUAUUCUCCCUGUUGUAUGGAUACAUUGUAGCUGCAAGAUCCUAUCCUUCCCCUGAGCCAUUAUCUAGAAGAUUUUUAAGUUGCAUCAAGAAAUCAAGACUUCGGCAGCUAAUAACUAACAUGAUGGGUCCAGUUUCACUGGAUUCCUCCGUGGUUAACUCCAUCCUCAAAUGUUGGUAUAGCCCAUCACUUUUACCCGAUGAAUAUGGUGAUUUUAAGGCACUUACGGAUUUUGUGGAGACUCUGAUGGACGUUUUGCCUGCAAACUAUAAAUUGGCUUUGUCUAUUUGCAAGUGGAUCGCUCACCUUCAUGACCCUUGCAGUAUCUCCUCCACUGCUGCAUUGUUCUGGGCGAGUUCUGUUUUGGUUAAUUCCAUACUACAGGCUUUCCCUGUAGCUCCUGAGAGAAUUUGGACAGAAGCAGCUGAGGUACUAGGGUGCUUAGAUGUUGAUGUCAUACUAGAAAGGUUUCAUCAGCUGGCUAUAUCCGUGUAUCCGUUCUCCAUUUCUCUUUGGCGCUCUUACUUCAAUUUGCAUAGGCGGCUAGGAGAUCCCAUUUCAGUUGUAGAGGCAGCAAAGCAAAGAGGUAUUGAACUGGAAUAGUCUGUUUCUUAGAGAGUUUUUCAGGUUAACCAUCAACAAAUUCCUUUUUUCCAUUUCUGAGGUGGCGCAGUUUUGGUUUUGCAAUUCUUACCACAAUUGGGUGGCAUUGCAUGUAUUUUACAGAUAGUCCAUACAAUGUUGUACAUAAACGUCUAAAGUCAAUCAAUCAGAAUUUUUGUUUUUCUGCA